Messenger RNA from Humulus lupulus (European hop), 1035 nucleotides. Its product is annotated as F-box protein CPR1-like. The transcript has a single exon. Bases 1 to 1035 code for a protein of 344 amino acids. Lineage: Eukaryota; Viridiplantae; Streptophyta; Magnoliopsida; Rosales; Cannabaceae. Gene Ontology annotation, molecular function: protein binding. The record is from RefSeq and is a predicted model, not a curated record.
AUGGCCAAUCUUCCUCAUAGAACGAAAUCGAGGCCAGUGCCGAGUCUGACACAAGAAAUGACUAUGGAGAUACUUUCCCACUUGAGUGUGAAGGACCUGCUACGUUACAGGUCCGUAUGCAAGGCAUGGCGCACACUCAUCGACAGUCCUUCUUUCAUCCGUAUGCAACUCAAAUGUUCAAAACUCGGACUGUUCAUCAAUGGCCAACAAAACUUGUACUGGCUCGACCUUGACACACUCGACUCGGUCGACCGAUUGGGGGAAAGCAUAGUCUCCUUAAUGCCACCACCAGACACGGGUUACAUGGGUUGCUGUAAUGGCCUGAUAAUAGCCACGGACGACACGAUCUGUAACCCAUCUACAAGAAACUACAUGAAGUUAUCACCAUUGUCAAUGGUGAUCGGAUUUGGUUACGAUCCUCUAAUCGAUGACUAUAAGCUAGUAAUUGAGGCCCCUCUAUGUGGUACACAGCUCCAUUGUGUGAAGGCCAAGACUUGGAAAAAGCUUAGUUGUAGCGAUGCUUUCUCAAAGAACUAUGGUUAUCACUCAGGGCAUGCUUUUGUUGAGAAUCGUUUGUAUUGGAUGGUGUGGUCAAAGGCUAGCUGUACGCGUUUUAUUUUCUCCUUGGAUCUUCAGACUGAAAAACACAGCACUUUAGCGUUUCCAUUUGAUACAAAAACAACUUGCGUGUUUGGACCGGUGGAAUUCGAAGGCUGCAUUUGUGUGGUUCGCUGUGACACCAAAGCGACGAACCUUCCAUGGAGUUUUGAGAUAUGGGGGAUGAGAGAUCACAAAGAGUGUGAUUGUAGUUGGACUAUGCUGUUCUCGUUGGUGGCUCAUGAUAGUGACUCUUUCUAUUAUGUUCUCCCUUUGAAAUAUUAUAAGACUACCAAUCAGAUUCUCUUGAAGAUCGGCUACAAACUCUUUCUGUAUGAUUUGAAAACCAACACAUAUGAACCUCUAAAUGUCCCAUUUUUGGCUAAGUAUGAACGUGUAGGUGCAUUUCUUGGUGUGCAAAGCCUUGUUGGAUUUUGA